AUGGAUGCUGUUGGUGUUUCGCAGAUUCAAAUGGACACGCUUGAGGACAUACUGCAAGCUGUGUCGGAGGAUCUCGACGCCUCCGUCCCCUACGCUGACAUACUAAAGGGGAAAGGGUACCGCACACCCAAAGCCAUCCUAGCAGCCGGCAGCGCUGACAGACUGAGCAGCAUAUGCGGCCUGCUGCCUGGAGAUGCAGACGUCAUAUGGGAAGCAGCCGAGGGCACAAAAGUGCGGCGCUCCUUCCCUGUGGAGUAUGGCUCCGGCCGGGAGGGGCUCCAUGGCCGCAACUACCAAACCAGACGUGUUGCCACCUGCGAAAAGCUGUAUCAGCUGGUUGGGGACCGUGGCUAUCUACUGAUCAAGGCCCCGCCGCAAUCUGGCAAGACAUCGACACUGCAGCUCCUGAUGAACUGGGCGAGCAAGAAAGAUCCUUAUCUGCGUGUGGUCUACAUUAACCUUGCAGAUGAGAUGACCGGCUUCCAGCUCAAUGAUGUUCUCCGAGCUCAACUGGGUGGCACCCUCGAUGACAUCAUCAAAGGGGGCGAAUCAGUGUUGCUCUGUGUGGACGAGGUGCAGAUUGCCUACCAGAAACAGAGAUCAGGCAGCACUGACUUCUGGAAUCAGCUGAAACGCCUAGAACGCGGGUCAUCAGCUGGGCAUGACACGCGUGUGGUCAUGGCUGCCGCCUAUGGCACCAAGCGCAGCGCAGCCGACAUUUCUGAGCCAGAUUCUCCUGCCGCUACCCCUGUCAGCUUUGAGUAUCCAGACAUGGUGGUUGGGCUGUUGACAGCCUCUCUGGAUUACCUACAGGAGCAGCUGGUCAAUGAGCUGAAGGCGCCCAAUGCUGUCAACCACAAUGCAUGGCACAAACUUACUUCAAGGGGCUUCUUUUCCCGCCUGCUCCAUGUGCGCUCCAUCAUGAAGUAUGAAGAUGUCGAGAAGAUCCCUGCGGCGGUUGCGUUGCUGCGGCAGCUGCUCUGGGUGGACCCUUUGCCAGUACGCUUUGCUGAUGGCUCUGCAGAGGCAGCAGCUGUCUACAAGCUUUGCAGAGCCGGUCAAGUCACACUGGAAGAAAGCCCUGCUGACAGGCUGAUGUUCACCAGCCCGCUGCAUCGUGCAUCUUUUAUGCACCGCCACUACUCGGGCACAUGUACAACAUCUGGCCAGUGGACCAUGGUGGAGUGGAUCACCCGCGCAGUGGAACGCAUGGACCCUGUCAUCCUCCGAAAGACUGAGAGCCUGGGCAGCGAUGACAAACGCCUGGAGCGUUGCUGGCAGAUGGAGCUCUACAGGGUCAUCCUGGACGUUCUUCCCCCUGGACGGGUGGUGUCUCCAGAUGUUGGGCGGACGCUUGGCGGCCGGGGUUUUGCCGAUCUGUACAUCUCCGAGCCAGAAUGCAUUGUGCUGGAGGCAACUCGCGACGGCAAGGACAUGACCAAGCACCUCAACCGGUUUCUGGAUCCGCAAAAGUAUCAGCCGCUUCUGGAGAUUGGUGGUGUCAAGCUACAUGCGGUGGUCGACUUCCGCAGUCCAGGGAGUGCCAACCCCAGAAUGCAGGAUGAGCACCUGUACAAUGUGCUGUUUAGUGAUGAUUUUUCAGAGGCAGUCAUCUGCCAUAUGGGUGCGCGGCAGCAGGUGGUGGUUGCAGGCGCAGCGGAUGAGGCCACACGGCAGGCCUUUGCUGCGGCUGUACAGUGAUCUGCAAGUGUGAGGAGGUACAUUGCAAGAGAUUGGGGUGUCUCCUUUUCAGCUGUGCAGGUCAAGUUGCACAAAUCUGCUGCAAGGCAGCCAGCUCACGGUGUCAUAGCUGACUCCAUCAGUCCUCAGCACAUGGUGUUGGUUACAGAUCGAUUACAGUAGCUGUGAACACCUAUAGCCUGUCAUCUUCACCUUGAGUAUGUGUCGGAGCUGCCACGCGUUGGCAGGCAGUGCAAGGAACGGGCACCUGUAGAGUUGAGGCGGAGCCAGAGUGCUUUUCUAUGCAGCUGAUGGACAGGGAAUUGCUCGAUUAGAGGGUACAUGUAUCAGCCAAUUACUGGAGCGAAGUGUAAUCUUCUUUCCUUUUCC
Coccomyxa subellipsoidea C-169 is the source of this 2070-nucleotide messenger RNA. RefSeq lists its product as hypothetical. Lineage: Eukaryota; Viridiplantae; Chlorophyta; Trebouxiophyceae; Coccomyxaceae. The record is from RefSeq and is a predicted model, not a curated record. The transcript has 7 exons. Bases 1 to 1701 code for a protein of 566 amino acids.